AUGUCUCAUACCAACCCAACCCAACACGAACGAAGCGAGAUGGAAGCGCGUGACUCCUCGUUGGCCAGCACCAACAGAUCAGCAGCUGUACAAUCAGUGCGGAAUAAUGGCACAAGCCACUCAAAAACUCCAUCCAACGGCAUCCCACCGCAUCUUCUCUACGGCAGUCCAACUGGAUAUUCAACCGUCACGGAUAUGACACACUCCGAACAAAAGGGUCCGAGAGAUUUCUCGUUGAAUGUGAUCAAGAGACCGUGGUCUGAUGCGAAAGAGCAGGCAGUAUGCGGCCCGUACGACUAUUUGGUCUCGCUGCCAGGGAAGGAUAUCCGAUCCAAGCUCAUCGAUGCCUUUAAUAUCUACCUCCAAGUUCCCGAGGAAUCACUUAACAUAAUUAAGCAUGUUGUUGCUAUGCUUCAUAACGCUUCCUUACUUGUGGAUGAUGUAGAAGAUCAUUCAGUUCUACGAAGAGGGUAUCCCGUCGCCCAUAGCCUUUUCGGCGUCGCGCAGACCAUAAACUCCGCGAAUUAUAUAUACUUUCGUGCUAUGCAGGAUAUCACAGGAUUAAAGAGUCCGGUUUGUGUUCAAGUGUUUACCGAGGAAUUGAUAAAUCUCCACCGUGGUCAGGGAAUGGACCUUUUCUGGAGAGAUACUUUGACAUGUCCGUCCGAAGAUGAUUAUUUAGAGAUGGUUAGCAACAAAACCGGAGGGCUGUUCCGUCUUGCAAUCAAGCUUAUGCAGGCCGAGAGCGCGAGUGAAGUAGACUACCUCGACCUUGUCAACCUAAUGGGCUUGAUCUUCCAGAUCAGGGAUGAUUAUAUGAAUCUACAAUCAGAUCAGUACGCCAAAAACAAAGGUUUCGCCGAGGACCUCACGGAAGGCAAAUUUUCAUUCCCAAUCAUCCAUUCCAUCCGUGCCAACCCGAAGAACUUACAGAUGAUAAAUAUUUUAAAGCAACAAACGCAAGACGAUGGGGUGAAGCAUUACGCUGUUGCGUAUAUGAAGGAUCAGACCAAAUCCUUUGAGUAUACGGCGUCGGUAUUGAAAGAUUUACAAGAACAGGCGACGGGUUUGUUGGAUUCGUUUGGAGACAAUAUGGCGUUGAGGGCUAUCUUGGAGAACCUGAAGGUUGAUGCUUGA
This is a messenger RNA of Orbilia oligospora ATCC 24927, 1137 nucleotides long. RefSeq lists its product as uncharacterized. Gene Ontology annotation, biological process: isoprenoid biosynthetic process. The transcript has 7 exons. Bases 1 to 1137 code for a protein of 378 amino acids. NCBI's taxonomy places the organism in Eukaryota, Fungi, Ascomycota, Orbiliomycetes, Orbiliales, Orbiliaceae. The record is from RefSeq and is a predicted model, not a curated record. Gene Ontology annotation, molecular function: prenyltransferase activity.